AUGUUCUUGGAGAAGCGCUGCAGAGCACUCGAGAACGUUGAGCAUUCUAUGCAGACACCGACUGGUCAGGCGGUAAAAGCUAACAAGAACACUGGGCAUCAAAUUCGUGACUGCAAAUCCGGAUCGUGCCGCGCCUGUCAGUCGAAACACCACACGCUCUUGCAUUUCGAACGCUCAACUGCAUCGUUAAUCAAUAGUCAAGCCGAAGCUUCGUCGGCAGCUACAGUUCAAUCCAACGCUAUGACUGCAUCGUUAUCUGUGUCGCCUAGUGCCCCAGUAUCUCCUUCUGAUGCUGUGUUCCUAGCUACUGCCGUCGUUCUGGUAAAAAAUCGUGCUGGAAGCUUCGUGCCUUGCAGGGCGCUUUUAGAUUCUGGCUCCCAGUUACACUUUGUCACAACUCGCCUUGCAAACCAAUUGCAGCUUGUAAAAGCAAAAUCUUCUGCUACAGUAUCUGGCAUUGGAGAUGCCAAUUUCUCAACGGAGGGUUACUCAGUCGACCUCGUACUGAAGUCGGGGACUUCAGAUUUCUCAACAAACAUAACAGCUGUUGUUGUGCAAACCAUAACCGAUAACCAGCCUGGCUGCUCCGUGAGCACCAACGAGUGGAAUGUUCCGUCGAAUAUACAACUAGCUGAUCCUGGGUUCAACUUACCGCAGCGAAUUGAUCUGCUCAUUGGAGCAGCAUUGUUCUUCGAUCUGCUAUGUGUGGGGCAGAUACGCUUGGCAUAUGGUUUACCACUCCUUCAGAAAACACGCCUCGGUUGGGUGCUAUCUGGAGGGGGGCAACAAGCUCCAAAACUAUCAUCUUUUGUGGUGCGACGGAAGUCCUCCAGUGAUAUUAUUUCCACUCGGUUGGAAGAUUUAGUGCGUCAGUUCUGGGAAAUAGAGCACAACUUCGAGCCGAUCUCUAAGGCCUCCCAAGAAGAUAUCGACUGCGAAGCCCACUUCCGGGAAAAUUAUUUGCGAUUGUCAUCAGGCGAAUACUCAGUUCGUCUUCCCAUGAAGCGUGGUGUGGAGGCCCUUGGAGACUCCUAUUUGCAAGCUCGUCAACGCUUCGAAAGUCUUGAACGAAAAUUCGCUCGUAACCCUGAGCUUAAAACAGAAUAUAGUAAGUUCAUAAAGGAAUAUCUGGACCUUAAUCACAUGUCGCUAGUUACCAAUGAGGUUUUUCAACAAUGCAAGUAUUUUCUGCCGCAUCAUUGCGUCAUCAAGGAUGACAGUAGCACAACAAAGCUGAGAGUGGUUUUUGAUGGCUCUGCAUCCACUACUUCGGGCUUUUCGCUGAACGACCUACUCAUGGCAGGCCCAACUAUUCAGCCGAAACUUUUUAAUAUCCUUAUUAGAUUUCGUACUUUUCCCAUAGCACUUACUGGGGACAUCUGUAAGAUGUAUAGGUGUGUUCGCGUCACCCCACCAGAUAGCAUGCUCCAAUGCAUAUUGUGGCGUGAAUCUCCUCAGGAAAACUUUGCCAUCUAUAAGUUAGACACGCUGACUUAUGGAACUAAGCCUGCGUCAUUUCUGGCCAUACGUGCAAUGCACCAACUCGCAGCUGACGAAUCCUCGACUUAUCCCAUUGGUGCAGAAAUAGUGCGUCGAGACUUCUACGUAGAUGACUUGAUAUCUGGAGGCGAUUCGAUGGAAGAAGUACUGAAUAUCAAGCUACAAACAACUAGCCUCCUUGCUCGAGGAAACUUUAAGUUACGCAAGUGGUGCUCUAAUAGUCCAGAUAUCCUUCGUGAUAUACCUGACGUAGACAAGGAACGUUUCCUUAAGUUUGACGAUGGCAGUGACAUCACCAAAGCUCUGGGACUAGUUUGGGAUCCGGUCAAGGACAAGCUGCUAUUUUCGUUUGUGCCACAACGAGAACUCGGUAAAAACUCAAAACGCUCUGCGUUGUCUACUCUAGCUCGCUGUUACGAUCCCCUUGGACUAAUGGGCCCUACGCUGACCAAGGCGAAGAUUCUUCUGCAACGCAUGUGGAGAGACAAGCUUGAGUGGGAUGAGAGUCUACCGCAAUCGUUAAACACCGCCUGGUCUGCCUUUUGCAGCGGGUUUGCAGACAUACAGCACCUAUCAUUUCCUCGUUACGUCUUGCAACCUGGGGCCAUUACAGAAAUUCAUGCAUUUUGCGAUGCAAGCCUUGAAGCUUAUGGGGCUUGCGUUUAUACGCGUUCAGCCAAGGAUAGUAAGGUACAAGUGCACCUGUUGUGUUCGAAGGCCCGUGUCGCUCCACUGAAGACUAUCACCGUGCCCAAGCUGGAACUCUGUGCAGCAACACUGCUUGCACAACUCAUGGACUCCUCCACUGUCCUCUCGUGGCUGCGAGAAGAACCAUCGAAAUUUAACGUAUUUGUCGCUAACCGAAUUUCCACCAUACAUCAAUUAACGGAGGGCAUGCGGUGGCACUAUGUUCCGACAGCAAUGAAUCCGGCGGACAUUUUAUCCAAAGGAGCUACCCCGCAGGAACUUCUAGGAUCUUCACUUUGGAUGCACGGCCCGUCAUUUUUGCGAGAAGUGGAGGGCAGCUGGCCGCGCAUGUGUCUACCACAACCAAAACUUCCAGAACUUCGACAAAAGGUGUUGCUUGCCGCACAUAACCGCAAUGACAUUUCGCUUUCGUUCAAGUACAUUAAUUCAUUUGGAACAAUGCAGCGCAUUUUUGGCUCACAGCCGCAGAUAUUCACCAUGGAACUCAACUGCUUAUUCGCUUAG
Messenger RNA from Rhagoletis pomonella (apple maggot), 2712 nucleotides. RefSeq lists its product as uncharacterized. The transcript has 4 exons. Bases 1 to 2712 code for a protein of 903 amino acids. NCBI's taxonomy places the organism in Eukaryota, Metazoa, Arthropoda, Insecta, Diptera, Tephritidae. The record is from RefSeq and is a predicted model, not a curated record.